Molecule: messenger RNA, 9775 nt
Organism: Phascolarctos cinereus (koala)
Lineage: Eukaryota; Metazoa; Chordata; Mammalia; Diprotodontia; Phascolarctidae
Source: RefSeq, a predicted model, not a curated record
GCUCGCUCGCUCGCUCUCUCGCUCGCUCGGCGCGCCUCUGCUGGCCUCUGCUGGGGUCUGCUGCGUGCGCUGCAGCCGGGACUGGGAGCCGGCGCUGGAGCCGGCGCUGGAGCGGGGCCGGGCCGGGGCCGGGCCCGAGCCCAAGCCGGUGCAUGCCGCGUCCCUGCAUCUCCUGCCUGGCCGCCCGUCCGGCGGGCUCCGGCGGCCGCAUCGAGUUGGGGAGCAGGGGCCCGGUGCCGAGCAUCUGUGAGCCUCUGGGGGUCCACCUCCCACCCCCAAGACUCCUACCAUGUUUAACUUGAAGAAGAAAGACAAGGACAAAGAUGGGAGCCGGAAGGAGAAGAAGGAGAAGAAGGAGAAGAAGGAGCGAAUGUCUGCGGCUGAGCUGCGCAGUUUGGAAGAGAUGAGCCUUAGACGGGGCUUCUUCAACUUGAACCGGUCCUCCAAAAGGGAGUCUAAGACCAGGCUGGAGAUCUCCAACCCCAUCCCCAUCAAGGUGGCCAGCGGCUCGGACCUGCACUUGACCGACAUCGAUUCUGACAGCAACCGGGGCAGUGUCAUCCUCGACUCGGGCCACCUCAGCACGGCCAGCUCUAGCGACGACCUCAAGGGCGAGGAGGGUAGCCGGCCCUCUGUGCUGCAGAGGGCCGCCAAGUUUGGCUCCUUGGCCAAGCAGAACUCACAGAUGAUCGUCAAGCGUUUUUCCUUCUCCCAGCGGAGCCGUGAUGGGAGUGCCUCGGAGACCUCCACGCCCUCGGAACACUCGGCUGCCCCCUCGCCUCAAGUGGAGGUUCGGACCCUCGAGGGCCAGCUGGCACGUCAGGCCGGCCCUGGUGCCUCGUGGCCGGGCUCCAGGACCCGGGGCCCUGAGCUGGUGAGCAAACGGUUUGCUGCUGACCUGCGGCUGCCCGCCGUAGCGUCCCCACUACCUCCUCCUCCCCGGGAGCUGGAGCUUCAGAGGCGUCCCACUGGGGAUUUUGGCUUCUCCCUUCGGCGAACGACCAUGCUGGACCGGGCGCCCGAGGGGCAGGCCUACCGGCGGGUGGUGCACUUUGCCGAGCCCGGGGCGGGCACCAAGGACUUGGCCCUGGGGCUGGUGCCCGGCGACCGCCUGGUGGAGAUCAAUGGGCAGAAUGUGGAGAACAAGUCGCGGGAUGAGAUCGUGGAGAUGAUCCGGCAGUCGGGAGACCAUGUGCGGCUCAAGGUGCAGCCCAUCCCGGAGCUGAGUGAGCUGAGCUGCAGCUGGCUGAGGGGCGGCCCUGGACAGCAGAGGGAGCCCACCGACCUGGACACUGAGGCUGUCUCUACCGCCCAGAACCAGGUAGGGUGCCCCUGCCCUCAGGAACCCUCUGCUUCCACUGACCGACCGAUGCCCCUGGUCUGCGCCUGGGCUGGUGUCUGCGCUCGGGCCUCAUGCUGGAGUGCCAAGACAGAAGAGCAGAUUGCCACUGAGGAAGCCUGGCACGAGACGGAGAAGGUCUGGCUGAUCCAUCGAGAUGGCUUCUCUCUUGCCAGCCAACUGAAGUCAGAGGAGUUAAGUCUACCCGAGGGGAAGGUCCGAGUGAAACUGGAUCAUGAUGGGACCAUACUGGACGUGGAUGAGGACGAUGUGGAGAAGGCCAACGCCCCAUCCUGUGAACGGCUGGAAGACCUGGCCUCCCUGGUAUACCUCAACGAGUCAAGCGUCUUGCACACCCUCCGCCAGCGCUAUGGGGCCAGCCUGCUGCACACAUACGCUGGCCCCAGCUUGCUCAUCCUCAGCCCCCGAGGGGCCCCUGCAAUGUACUCUGAGAAGGUGAUGCACAUGUUCAAAGGGUGCCGGCGGGAAGAGAUGGCACCCCACAUCUACACUGUGGCACAGACUGCAUACCGUGCCAUGCUGAUGAACCGCCAGGACCAGUCUAUCAUCUUACUGGGCAGCAGUGGCAGCGGCAAGACCGCUAGCUGCCAGCACCUGGUGCAAUACCUGGCCACCAUUGCGGGCACCAGCGGGAACAAGGUGUUCUCUGUGGAGAAGUGGCAGGCUCUGUACACCAUCUUGGAAGCCUUUGGGAACAGCCCCACCAUCAUGAACGGCAAUGCUAGCCGCUUCUCUCAGAUCCUCUCGCUAGACUUUGACCAAGCUGGCCAGGUGGCCUCAGCCUCUGUUCAGACUAUGCUGCUUGAGAAGCUUCGAGUUGCCCGGCGCCCAUCCAAUGAAGCCACCUUCAAUGUCUUCUACUACUUAUUGGCCUGUGGAGAUAGCACCCUUAGGACAGAGUUACACUUCAACCACCUGGCUGAGAACAAUGUGUUUGGGAUCAUGCCCUUGUCCAAGCCCGAGGAGAAGCAGAAGGCCGCCCAGCAGUUCGGUAAGCUGCAGGCUGCCAUGAAGGUUCUGGGCAUCUCCCCUGAUGAGCAGAAGGCCUGUUGGUUCAUCCUGGCUGCCAUCUACCACCUGGGGGCUGCAGGUGCCACCAAAGAAGCUGCUGAAGCUGGGCGCAAGCAGUUUGCCCGCCACGAGUGGGCGCAAAAGGCAGCCUAUCUGCUGGGAUGUAGCCUGGAAGAACUCUCGUCCGCCAUCUUCAAGCACCAGCCCAAGGGCUCCCUCCAGCGCUCCACCUCCUUCCGCCAGGGCCCUGAGGAGAACAGCUCAGGAGAUGCUACAGGCUCCAAGCUGAGCGCCCUCGAGUGUGUGGAAGGCAUGGCCGCGGGUCUCUACUCUGAGCUCUUCACUCUUCUUGUCUCCCUGGUGAACAGGGCCCUCAAGUCCAGCCAGCAUUCCCUCUGCUCCAUCAUGAUCGUGGACACUCCUGGCUUCCAAAAUCCAGACCUGGGGGGCUCGACCCGAGGAGCCUCCUUUGAAGAACUGUGCCACAAUUACACCCAGGACCGGCUCCAGACCCUCUUCCACGAAAGGACCUUUGUGCAGGAGCUGGACAGAUACAAGGAGGAGAACGUCGAGUUGGCGUUCGAUGACGUAGAGCCUGGGGCAGUUGACUCUGUAGCUGUUGUGGACCAAGCAUCCCACCAAGCCCUGGUGCGAUCCCUGGCCCGGCCAGAUGAGGCUCGGGGCCUUCUGUGGCUGUUGGAAGAGGAGGCGGUGGUACCAGGCGGCACCGAAGAGGCCCUGCUAGAGCGGCUUUUCUCUUACUACGGCCCCCAGGAUGGCGACAAGAAAGGACAGAGCCCCCUUCUUCGCAGCAGCAAGCCUCACCACUUCCUCCUGGGCCACAGCCACAACACCAACUGGGUGGAGUACAACGUGGAAGGCUGGCGGAACCAUGCCAAGCAGAACCCAGCCACACAGAACGCCCCACGGCUGCUGCAGGACUCUCAGAAGAAGAUCAUCAGUAACCUAUUUGUGGGCCGGGCCGGCAGCACCAUGGUGCUGUCGGGCUCCAUCGCGGGCCUGGAAGGAGGUUCUCAGCUGGCGCUUCGCAGGGCCACUAGCAUGCGAAAGACGUUCACCACCGGCGUGGCCGCCGUCAAGAAGAAGUCUGUCUGUAUCCAGAUCAAGCUUCAGGUGGAUGCCCUCAUUGACACUAUCAGGAAAUCAAAAUUGCACUUCGUUCACUGUUUCCUGCCAGUGGCUGAGGGCUGGGCGGGUGAGCCCCGCUCAGCCUCUUCCCGCCGGGUGAGCAGCAGCAGCGAGCUGGACCUGCCUCCCGGGGAGCACUGUGAGGCUGGCCUCCUGCCGCUGGAUAUCCCCCUGCUGCGGGCCCAGAUCCGUGGCUCUCGUCUUCUGGAUGCCCUUCGCAUGUAUCGCCAAGGGUAUCCCGACCACAUGGUGUUCUCGGAGUUCCGGCGACGUUUUGACGUCUUGGCGCCCCACCUCACCAAGAAGCAUGGGCGCAACUAUAUAGUUGUGGAUGAGAAAAGAGCGGUGGAGGAAUUGUUGGAGUCCUUGGACCUGGAGAAAAGCAGCUGCUACAUGGGCCUGAGUCGGGUGUUUUUCCGGGCAGGCACCUUGGCCCGACUGGAAGAGCAAAGGGAUGAGCAGACCAGCAAGAACUUGACCCUCUUCCAGGCAGCAUGCCGCGGUUACCUGGCCCGCCAGCACUUCCAGAAGAGAAAGAUCCAAGACCUGGCCAUUCGCUGUGUCCAGAAGAACAUUAAAAAGAACCAGGGGGUGAAGGACUGGCCGUGGUGGAGGCUUUUCACGGCCGUGCGGCCUCUGGUCGAGGUGCAGCUGUCCGAGGAGCAGAUCCGCGGCAAGGACGAGGAAAUUCAGCAGCUUCGGAGCAAGCUUGAGAAAGUGGAAAAGGAACGGAAUGAGCUUCGGCUCAAUAGUGACCGGCUAGAGACCCGAAUCUCAGAGCUGACAUCAGAGUUGGCGGAUGAACGAAAUACUGGCGAGUCGGCUUCCCAGCUCCUGGAUGCCGAGGCAGCCGAGAGGCUCCGGGCGGAGAAGGAGAUGAAGGAGCUGCAGACCCAGUAUGAUGCCCUGAAGAAGCAAAUGGAGGCCAUGGAGAUUGAGGUGAUGGAAGCCAGGCUUAUCCGAGCUACUGAACUCAAUGGGGAGGUGGACGAUGACGACUCGGGUGGGGAGUGGCGCCUCAAGUACGAGCGGGCGGUUCGAGAGGUCGACUUCACCAAGAAGCGUCUGCAGCAGGAGUUUGAGGACAAGCUGGAGGUGGAACAGCAGAGUAAGAGGCAGCUGGAGCGGAAGCUGGCGGACCUGCAGGCGGACAGCGAUGAGAGCCAGCGCGCCCAGCAGCAGCUCAAGAAGAAGUGUCAGCGGCUCACAGCGGAGCUGCAGGACACCCGGCUGCACCUGGAGGGUCAGCAGGUCCGCAGCCAUGAACUGGAGAAGAAGCAGAGAAGGUUUGAUAGCGAGCUCUCCCAGGCCCACGAAGAGACCCAACGGGAGAAGCUACAGCGGGAGAAACUACACCGGGAGAAAGACGCCCUCCUGGCUGAAGUCUUCAGCCUGAAACAGCAGAUGGAGGAAAAAGACAUGGACAUUGCCGGCUUCACCCAGAAGGUGGUCUCCCUGGAGGCGGAGCUCCAGGACAUCUCUUCUCAGGAGUCCAAGGACGAAGCCUCUCUGGCCAAGAUCAAGAAGCAGCUCCGGGACCUGGAAGCCAAGACCAAAGAUCAGGAAGAGGAGCUAGAUGAACAGGCGGGCACCAUCCAAAUGCUGGAGCAGGCCAAGCUUCGCCUGGAAAUGGAGAUGGAGCGGACGAGGCAGACACACUCCAAGGAGAUCGAGGGCCGCGACGAGGAAGUGGAAGAGGUCCGCCAGUCAUGCCAGAAGAAGCUGAAGCAGAUGGAAGCGCAGCUGGAGGAGGAGUAUGAGGACAAGCAGAAGGUUCUGCGGGAGAAGAGAGAACUGGAGAGCAAGCUCACAGCCCUGAGUGACCAGGUGAGUCAGCGGGACUUGGAGUCUGAGAAGCGUCUGCGGAAGGACUUGAAACGGACCAAGGCCCUGCUGGCCGAUGCCCAGAUCAUGCUGGACCACCUGAAGAACAGCGCACCCAGCAAGAGGGAAAUUGCCCAGCUCAAGAAUCAGCUGGAAGAGUCAGAGUUCACCUGUGCGGCGGCUGUGAAGGCAAGGAAAGCGAUGGAGGUGGAGAUUGAAGACCUCCAUCUCCAGAUUGAUGACAUCUCCAAAGCCAAGACAGGGCUAGAGGAGCAGGUGAGCCGCCUUCAGCGCGAGAAGAAUGAGAUCCAGAGCCGGCUGGAGGAGGAUCAGGAGGACAUGAAUGAGCUCAUGAAGAAGCACAAGGCCGCUGUGGCCCAGGCUUCCCGGGACCUGGCCCAAAUGAACGACCUCCAGAUUCAACUGGAAGAGGCCAACAAGGAGAAGCAGGAGCUUCAGGAGAAGAUGCAAGCCCUGCAGAGCCAAGUGGAGUAUCUGGAGCAGUCCAUGGUGGACAAGUCGCUGGUGAGCCGGCAGGAAGCCAAGAUUCGGGAGCUGGAGACCCGUCUCGAGUUUGAGAAGACCCAAGUGAAGCGGCUGGAGAGCCUGGCCAGCCGGCUGAAGGAGAACAUGGAGAAGCUGACGGAGGAGCGCGAUCAACGCAGUGCCGCGGAGGGCCGGGAGAAAGAGCAAAACAAGCGUCUCCAGCGGCAGCUUCGCGACACCAAGGAGGAGAUGGGAGAGCUGGCCAAAAAGGAGGCUGAGGCCAGCCGCAAGAAGCACGAGCUGGAGAUGGAUCUAGAGAGCCUGGAAGCAGCCAACCAGAGCCUGCAGGCAGACCUGAAGCUGGCCUUCAAGCGCAUCGGGGACCUGCAGGCCGCCAUCGAGGAUGAAAUGGAAAGCGAUGAUAAUGAGGAACUCAUUAACAGUUUGCAGGACAUGGUGACAAAGUAUCAGAAAAGAAAGACUAAACUCGAGGGCGACUCUGAUGUGGACUCUGAACUGGAAGACCGUGUCGAUGGCGUCAAGUCUUGGUUGUCAAAAAACAAGGGGCCUUCCAAGGCCGCUUCGGAUGACGGGAGCCUCAAGAGCUCCAGCCCGUCCAGCUACCAGAAGUCCUUUGCCCUUGACCGAUCAGAUGACGAGCAUGACCCCCUGGACCACGCCACCCGAUCCCGAUACUCUCACAGCUACCUGAGCGACAGUGACACAGAGGCCAAGCUGGGGGACUCCAGUGCAUAGCCUGGGGCAUUUGGUCCGACACCUCCCUCCCUUUGCUACAGUCAGAUGCCUCUCCCAGAGGAUGGUGGGGCACACGCCUUCCCCGGUCCAUACCCGCACCAUCAAUUUGCAUGGGAAAGACUCCAUUCCAGUCCUUUCCGGGGGGGACCCUCCGGGCGGGACAUAGGUGGCUCCUUACCCCUGCCACGGUGAGAGGGCAAGAGGAGGAGAAGAAUGUCCAGAGAGAAAACUUAGAAUCCUUGCCUGCCUCCUUCGGAAUGAAAUCAACAUCGUGGCUCGGACAUUCCCCCAGGGCCAAGCGAGUUGAAGCCCCCCAUCAGCCCUCUGGGGUGGGGAGCUACGUUGGGGCGGACUUCUCUGUUGAGUUGUCUCCUGAAGGGAGCAGCCCCAGACCCUUCCCUCUAGGUGGGGAGGGCUUUCUCUUCUCAGUGCCUGCUGUCUUUUUUAUUUUAUAAUUUAAAUACCAGACCUUUCCCCUAUCAAGGCCAAGUCCCCAGGAAGGGGGAAGGAAGAAAGGCUACAUUGAGGGAGGGGUAAAACAGGCGGGUGGAGAAUCAGUCUUCCGUCUUUGCUCUUCAGUUGAGCCAAAGAUGAAAGUUCUUGUUUGUUCGACUGAAGAGGAGGGAGCCAGGUUCUGAGAGAGUGCACAGGAUGGGACUCAGAGGGUUCCACGGGCAGACGAAACAUGCUUAGGGUAGAUAGAUGUGGAUACACACAGAGAAAAAUACUAUACCCAUGAGUACACGGUAUGGUAAAUGCAGUGACCGCAUCACAGGGAAACCCAUCCCAUGGAUGUAGGCUUGGGGCUUAGUCAAACCACCACCCGCCACCUUGUUCCUCUGUCCCAGUAGAAUGGCAUGAGAACACAACUUCUGGAAAGGGAAGGCCUUACCUUGGGUGCUUGGGAUCAGAAACACUGAAGACUGGGUUUAUCUUAGGUGCUGUGGGUUGGGUGGGCACUUUGACCCAGUCUCCUACACUCCCAUAUCAAGCCUUGAUCCUACAUUCUGAGCCUUUGUGUGUGUCUCCUCUCCCCCUCCCUCUCCUUCUCUCUCUCCCUCCCUCCGUCCCUCUCUCUCUCUCCCUCUUCCCCCCCCCUUUGCCCGAAAGAACAUCCCCUCUUCCUUCACUGUGCUGACCACAUACCUUCUCUAGGGCUCCCCGUCGGUGAGCCUUUUGAUAAAAGAGUCGGCCAUGAGGGCCAAAGAGCAAUGCCUGGUGGUACAGCCUGGUCCACUUCUGCCGGUUCCUUUCUUUUCUCUCUCGGUUUGCACUUGGACUGUGCGUCUCUUUCCCCUGGUUACUUUCAGUAUGGAAAUAAAUCUUUUCCUCCUGACCCUGUCAGAUUUCCUGCAGUUUCUUUGAGUCAGGGUACAGGAUUUCAGGAAGAUGGAUUCUAAGUUAGAGCCAUGAUUUAGACUAACGCUCAAUGGGCCUCAUGGGUGAUGUACGGAAACAGUGGGGUUGGGAUGGGAGGGAAUAAAAGGCACAAGGAGCUUUUUCACCCUACAGACCUGUAUUUGGUGCUGUGGAAGGUCAUCAGACUAUUCAAGCUGACAGGAUGGGCCAUCUGGAAGUCAUCUCAUCCAUCUGCUACCUUCAUGCUUUAACCUAGCUCAAACUAACUGAGGCUGGGGAGGUCUGUCAUUCUUUAAAAUCUCCAGGGAAGGAGAUGAUAACCAUUCACAUUUUCUCUGGGAUUACCAAACCCUUCCCUGACAGAAAAUACUCUUUAGUUGAACCUCAGUCCUUCUCACUGUAAUUUCUUGACUGGACUUUUCAGAAACAGAAGAUCCAGUCUCCCCCCUCUCAAGCUUUUGGACAGUAAGGAAACUAUGGAUGGGCUGAGAUGGGUUGGAUAUUGUCAGCCACCAUCUUUGUACAGUAUAAGGAGCAUUCACUGGAGUUGGAGGACCAGGCUUAAAUCUUGCCUUUGACGCUUACUCUGUAUAUGACCUUGAGAAAGUUAUUUCAUCUCCGUUUCCUUCACCUCAGUUCCUCUGUAAAGUGAGGGGAUUGGACCAGAUGGCCUCCAAGGUCUCCCAAUUCUAAAUUUAUGAUCUUAGGGUCUUUUACGAACUUGUCUCUGCCCUCUCAUUCCAUUUUCUCCCCUUCACCAAGUCCCUUCCCCCCCCAAAAAAAAAUUACCAUAUCCCUGGUUAUUUACCAUGAAUUUUCAUCUCUUAACAUUUGAACACGGUAUUUAUCUGAGUUUUCACCUGGUAGCUGCUGUUAGGAUAGGGGUCUCAGGGACAUGGAUGGAGAAGAGGCCACAGAUCUAGGAAGGCUUCUUUUGGUAAGGUGGAAGGGUGUGAUGGUAAACCAUCAAUAACCGAAGGGGAAGAAGUUUAAGUUUUCUCCAUCUUGGACAAAGGCGUUCAUCUGGCUCCAAUGCUAGACAUUAAUGUUCGGUUUGAGGAGCUACAUCUUUUGUUCCCAUUUUCAAAUAGUUUGGGCCAUUUCCUGGCUCAGCCCAAAGUUCGGCCUCCACUCAUCGAGCCCAGAUUGCCAGGUGAGCGUCUCCCUAGUCAUGGCGACACUGACAUCCUUCUUCCGUUGGCACCAACCAGUGCUUCCCAGCACUGAAACAAAAGAUUCACCUGGGUGCCAUCCAAUGGUUGGAGGAGCUUUCUUGAUAGCACCUCACAAAUCGUCCUUGGGCCUGGGCCUGCAUGACUAGAGAGUCCAUAAGCCAGGGGUGGUUUUACCAGCUGAAGAGUGGAGGUGCCCAGGUGUGCAUGGUCAACAAAAGCCCAUCUUUAUCUGUUGUAUCUUUAGGGUCUUGGACCAAAGUUCUUUGCUCCGCCACUAACUUGUGUGGCCUUGGACAAGUCAUCACCUCCCCUCUCUAGGACUCAGUCACUUCAUCAAAGAAGAUUGUUGGGACCAGAUGAUCCCUGGGGUCCCUUCUGGCUUUAACAUUAUGAUUUUUUUUUCCCUGCCUUUGUCUCCUAGGUUCUUGGUGGCUUUGGUCCCCAGGAUUACAUGAUAACCAUAUGGUAAUAGCAAAAUGGUAGUUGGUUGAUUCCCUGUGUACAAAGGCCAAAGCUACCUUGAGGUUAGGUGUACCCAGUAGGGUACAACAUGUCUUUUUCCAGUGCCCUUUUCCUAAUAUAAGAUGCCAUAAUUAGUCAAACCGCAAGCAUAAGCGGUGGCCUUGGGAGUAAUAAAAAGGCUACAUCUAUAUGA